UUGGGGCUUCCAAGGCUGAGCCCGGUGAUCUGGUGGAGUGGUCUCCCCUGUAGUAUGGACAUCCCGAGCGCACCUUCCAAACUUAGCCUGUUUCUCACCUGUGAUCCCACUUCUGGGUGUUUGCAUGUCACUUCCUUAGUUUGGGUUGGCGUAGACGUGUGAAGGGACACUUUUACCACAUUCAGAGUGUAUUUUAAUGAUCUUAUAGGUGUAAUUUUAAAUAACAGCGGGAAAUGUGAACAGAAAGGACCAAAAGUGGUUUUCAGGGGAGAAAAGUCAGUGGUUGCUUGUCCAUUACAUAAAGUGAGGACUCCAAAAGGAAAAGAAAGAAUAAAAUAUGAAAAAAGAAAAAUGGCAUCCUUGUGAAAUCAUAUAAUACUAGCAGUGAUUUAGUGACAAAUAACUUUUCUUCCGGCUCCCUAAAUAUACCGAAAGACCUAAUAUUCUUGAAUUAUUUUUCAAAUCAGUGCGUCUGAUUUGGCUAUAUGGGGAAAUUAUUUCUAGGGUCUCCUGCUAAUUCUAUGAUACAAAGUUUGGGAGAGCCCGUGGUGACUUCAUGAGUGGAGCUGGGCUGUGUGGAUGCCCCAGCAUGGAUGACUACACAGUCCUGAGAGUGAUUGGGGAGGGCUCCUUCGGCAGAGCCCUAUUGGUUCAGCAGGAGAGCAGUCGUCAGAUGUUUGCCAUGAAGGAGAUCAGGCUUCCCAAGUCUUCCACUGAUAUACAGAAUUCCAGGAAGGAGGCGGUUCUUUUAGCCAAAAUGAAACACCCCAAUAUUGUUGCCUUUAAAGAAUCAUUUGAAGCUGAAGGGCAUUUGUAUAUUGUGAUGGAAUAUUGUGAUGGAGGAGACCUGAUGCAAAAGAUUAAACAUCAGAAAGGAAAGUUGUUUCCUGAAGAUAUGGUACUUAAUUGGUUUACUCAAAUGUGUCUUGGAAUAAAUCACAUUCACAAGAAACGUGUGUUACACAGAGAUAUCAAGUCCAAGAAUGUCUUCCUCACCCAAAAUGGAAAAAUAAAACUGGGAGAUUUUGGAUCUGCUCGUCUUCUUUCCAGUCCCAUGGCGUUUGCUUGUACAUAUGUGGGAACACCUUAUUAUGUGCCCCCAGAAAUUUGGGAAAACUUGCCUUACAACAAUAAAAGUGACAUCUGGUCCUUGGGAUGCAUUCUGUAUGAACUCUGUACCCUUAAGCAUCCAUUUCAGGCAAAUAGUUGGAAAAGUCUUAUCCUCAAAAUCUGUCAGGGGUCCAUGCGACCGCUGCCUUCUCAUUAUUCCUACGAGCUUCAGUAUCUGAUCAAGCAGAUGUUUAAAAAGAAUCCUUCCCAGCGCCCUUCGGCUACAACUCUUCUCUCCAGAGGCACGUUAGCUCGGCUUAUCCAGAAGUGCUUAUCCCCUGAGAUCAUCACAGAAUAUGGAGAGCAGAUAUUAGAAGAAACAAAAAAAUCUAAGCAUAGUACACCAAGUAAGAAGGCAGACCCCAGCAGAAUCAGCAUAGUUUUGGAAAAUGAAGGCAGCAGAAUGCAAGAGGAAGAACAAGGUAGAAAGUGUAGCCACAGUGAUUUAGAAAGCAUUAAUAAGAAUUUGGCUGAAAGCGCAUUGAAGAGAAUAAACAGAGAAGAGAAAGAUAAGAAAUCAGUCCAUCCAAGGAAAGCCAGCUCACCAAGUCCUCUCAGACGACAAUGGGGAAAAAAUGUAUCCCAUACAGCUCUUUCAGCUUUGGAAAAUGCACCCAUACUUAGCUCCAGUUUAACAGCAGGGGACGACAAAGGUGGUUCUGUGAUAAAAUACAGUGAAAAUAACACCCGUAAGCAGUGGCUCAGAGAGACUCCUGAAACCUUGUUGAACAUCCUUAAGAAUGCUGAUCUCAGCUUGGCGUUUGAAACAUACACAAUAUAUAGACCAGGCUCAGAAGGGUUCUUGAAAGGCCCUUUGUCUGAAGACACAGAAGCAUCAGACAGUGUUGAUGGAGGUCAUGAGUCUGUCAUUUUGGAUCCAGAGAGACUCGAACCUAGAUUGGAUGAGGAGGACACGGACUUUGAGGAAGAAGAUGACAACUCAGAUUGGGUGUCAGAACUAAAAGAGCGAACUGGCUGGCAAGAAGUGUCUGAUGGAUAAUGCCCACAGAAAUGUUCCUUAGUCACACUGCAAAAAAUGAGAAAUUAAUAUUUGGAUAAUAAUCAGCCCAAGGGAUGUGUAUUUUCUUUUGGGAACAGAAUGAGGAGGGGGAAUCUUUGCAUAUUUAAAAUUGUUCCUGAUUAUCAUGAGGCUGAAAAAUCUAGAGUUCCUGUGAGUUUUUGACCUCAAAAGAAGGUAUGGGUUAGUGGGUAUGAGUUGUGGGUUUUGCAGUCAGAUAGAAAAACUGGAUGCUACCACUUACUGUUUGUGUGAUUGUGGGAAAUUACUUAACCUCUUUGAGCCCAAGUCUCUUCAACUAUAAAAUGAGGACAAUAAUAUCUACCUCACAAGGAUGCUAAUCAUAAACCAUUAGAGCAGCGCAUAAUACUGUCAUUUGUGUUAUGAUUUGUGUUGAUUACUAUGACUCCUUUAACAUUUCCUAAGGGUUUGAAGAUCUAAAUAUACUUAAU
Molecule: messenger RNA, 2580 nt
Organism: Talpa occidentalis (Iberian mole)
Lineage: Eukaryota; Metazoa; Chordata; Mammalia; Eulipotyphla; Talpidae
Gene: NEK3
Product: NIMA related kinase 3
Exons: 16
Coding region: 557-2110 (517 amino acids)
Biological process (GO): protein phosphorylation
Molecular function (GO): protein kinase activity; ATP binding
Source: RefSeq, a predicted model, not a curated record